This is a messenger RNA of Caenorhabditis sp. 36 PRJEB53466, 2569 nucleotides long. Lineage: Eukaryota; Metazoa; Nematoda; Chromadorea; Rhabditida; Rhabditidae. The record is from the annotation of a GenBank genome assembly.
AUGGAGGCGGCUCCAACUUGCACAACGGCUUUAAAUCAUCAGGAUAGUGAUUCCCCGUCUUCUCUGACCGCAGAGUCGACUAUGUCCGAUUCCCAAGUGAGCCAUUAUUACUCGAUCGGCCGCUGACCUAAAAUUGCGUUACAGGAACAAAUUAUUUCGAAUGAGAACACGGAAACUGACGAAACGGCCGAAGAGGAUAGAAAAAUACGUCGUGUGAACAGACGGAAAGCUUUGGCUAUCGAAAGAAGUCCACUACCGGCUCCGAAGCUCGGAAGAGUGCUCACUUCUGCCAACAACACCAUUGAUCUGACGAACGAAGACGUGAGCGCCAUCUUCCUUUUUUUCAAAUCUAUAAAUUCAGGACGAUCCAAGCAACAAGUGGUUCAAAAAGACAUUCGCCAACGUUCAACGAUCCACAGAGACAAAUAACCCGGAGAAUGGAAAACCGUUCGCCGUGCCCCAUAACAUUCCCAAACAUGCACCGAAAAGCUGUAAGAGGUUCAAACUAAAAUAACAGAUGACAUAAUGAGAAAAAUUGUAGUACUGGUCAGAGAAACUCUUAAGAAGAAACUGCAGGCGUCGAUGUCAGUUAAACGACGGAAAGGUUUUUCAGUGGUUCUAACAGCUUUAAUUAUCAGUUUUCAGAGCAAGAGCAGCGUCGAAAGAUGUACGAAGAGGACAAUGAGCAUCUGAAACCUGGUAGCGACGAGGAAGAAGAAGAGGAGAUAAUCAGAAAGAAGAAAGCGAAGAGGCCGAAAAGAACGACUGACGACGACGAGUAUAACAGUGAAGAUGACGAGGAUUACAAGGAAGAGGAUUCGCCCCCUGAGAACAGCAGUGACGAAGAAUCAGAUGACGAGAUGAAGAAUAAAAUGAAAGAGAAUGGAAAGGCGGAUGAUGAAAUGAGUGUGAACUUCCUCGAUGAUUCCUUCACUUACGAUGUCUUCAACAAUGUCAAAAGACCCGGUCCAGGAUCCACUGUCUCCAACUUUGACAUGUAAGUUUUUCGAUCCAAAUACAGUAAUUCUAAAAAUGUUUUCAGGCGUUCACAAGCUGGCGAUGUGGAGAAGAACGGAGUUCUUCAGCUGCCAACAAUGAAUGGAACUGACGAUUUUGGAGAUAUUUUAAAUUUAUGCUCUGGAAAGUUUAGGGGCACUCAAGAACUUUUAAAUGGGGCGAAUGAAGGACUCCCGGACACAUUGCAAAUGCUGUUGGGUGAAGAAGUUCCGAAAAAUAAGUAAAAAUUCAAAGUGUAGUCGAAUUGUGUAAAGUGUCCUUACAGCAAAAAGUGCGAAUUUGUGAAGGAGACGUCGAAAUCGUUGGUCGAAUCGGAAAACGAAGAAGAAGAGGAGAAUGUGAUGAAGAAGAUACCGAAAAAGGCGAACAGAGUUCUAGACAGCGACGAAGAAGACGAAGAAAUUGUCGAGGAGACUCCAGAGGAAAAUGCUCCGAACCAAGAUAUGUUUGGAACGGAAACAGUUCAAGAAACGGUGCCACUUGAGGAGAAUGUGGAGAAACAUCGAAGGAUUAUUUUUAAUGAUGACGAUAGUGAGGAGGAAGAGGAAGAAUUAGAAGAAGUUGGAGGUGACGACAAAGAUAGAGAAGAAUUGAACGAUGAAGAAGAAGAGGAAGGAGAAGAAGAAGUGGAAGAACAGGAGAAAGAAGAACCCGAACCGAACUUCGAUGACGAGGACGAUGAGUUGGCCGUUAUUAAAAGGAUCGAGCACCAGGAGUACAAACAGAAGCUCAAAAAGAAGACUCUCUUCGACGACGAAGCAUCGUUAUCUGGAGAUGACGUCGGAAGCGAUCUGGAAGACGAAGAAGGCGCAUUAAAUGAGUACGAAGCUGAAGAAGGAGAUGCAGAUGAUAUUCCUGACGACGACACGAUUCGCCGGCAGAAUUAUAAACUUCUGCUGAAGCAGGAGAGCGAUCGAGAACAAAGGGCUCUGGCUAAGCUUCAAGAUCGUCUUCUUGCGGACGGAGACUUGGGAGGAGUGGAGACGAAUAGAAAUUUCCGAUUUAAACUUCGAGAGGAAACAACUGUUCAGAUAACGGAAGAAGAAAAGAAUGAAGACGAUCAAGACGAUGACGAGCAAGAAGAGAGCGAGGAGAAGAAGAAGGAAAGAGCGCAGAUUAUAAAGUAUAAAAUUGAACACGUAAGAUUAUCUCUGUCAGAAUGAAAUUGAUAGAGAGGUUUCAGGCUGAAGAAUUGUUGAUGUUGGACGAUCCUAAGGAAGACAAUGACUUAUUUGAAAGAGCAGGAAAGCUUAUGAAAACGCAGGAGAAGACUGUUGUCGAGUGCACGGAGGAGAUCACAAUGAGGAGCCGCGUCGGCAAGCCUUCCCUGCUCGCGAAGACGACCCUUGCCACGUCAUUCCAAGAAGUACUGGGUGGUGGCGGAGGGGCAAAGCAGAUGUACGUGCAGAAGUACGACGCCCCGUCGAACCUCGCCCCAUCCACGCCUUCUGCUUCUCGUUCGAGUAUCGGAGCUGUCAAACGAGGCCGCUCUUCUCCGGAUACGCCGUCUGUGAAGCGGCUCAGACAGAGCAAACUUAGUGCUCUCGAGUGA